This is a messenger RNA of Brassica oleracea var. oleracea, 947 nucleotides long. RefSeq lists its product as uncharacterized. The record is from RefSeq and is a predicted model, not a curated record. The transcript has 3 exons. Bases 36 to 947 code for a protein of 303 amino acids. Lineage: Eukaryota; Viridiplantae; Streptophyta; Magnoliopsida; Brassicales; Brassicaceae.
AGAUUUUUCAGAUUUUGAAAACUCAGAAGAACAAAAUGGAGACUGUAAGGAUGGUGAAGUUACCAUACUUUUUCAUAUCUUGUCUUCUCUUAAUCAUUAUCUGGUUAUUGUCUCAUCAUCCCUCAUGUUCCCCAUAUAUGAGUACCAUUCGAGGAACAGAAUUCUCGCACAUUCCACCUGAAUCUUCAGGCUUAUCGAGUUUACUAAAAGAAGCAGCUACAGAAGAUAAUACUGUGAUUAUUACCAUGGUAGAUCGAGAAUGGGCAAAACCAGCAUCUCUUCUUGAUCUGUUCCUUGAGAGUUUUCGGAUUGGAGAAAGAACCAAACACUUGCUGAAUCAUUUGAUUGUUGUGGCUCUAGAUAAUCAAGCUCUUCGAUAUUGUCGUCGUGCCCAUCCUCGUUGUUAUCUUCAUACAGGUUCUGGAAAGAAAAUUGGAUCUGUAAACCCAGAUGGUCUUAUUGCCGGUUGGAAUAAAAAGGCUUUGGUGAAAGAGAUUCUAGAACUCGGCUAUAACAUGAUAUUUACUGAAGCUGAUGUGAUAUGGCUAAGGAACCCUCUAAUGCACUGUCAUCCACAUAAUUCAGUCUCAGUGGCUUGCGGGUUCUCAUCAAGUGAUCAACAACAUGUAACAGCAGAAAAUACAGGAGGUUUCUUCUAUGCCAAGUCUAAUGAAAUAACCAUAGACAUGUUCAAGAUCUUGAACGUAGAGAGAGUUUUGUAUCCUUCAACUGGAAACCAAUCCUUCUGCGACAUUGUCAAGCGGGAAGAUGUAAUUCGUGGGCUUAACAUGAAAGUAACGUACUUGGAUGACGAUAAUUUUGUGAGGUUUUGUCAACCAAAUAGGCAAAACCAAAGCAAGAUAACUACAGUUCAUGCAAGUUGUUAUGAUGAUACAAAGAGUAAGGUGCAGUACCUUAAGUUGCUUCUCCAAGACCGGAAAAUAUGA